Cokeromyces recurvatus is the source of this 666-nucleotide messenger RNA. Its product is annotated as LETM1-like protein. NCBI's taxonomy places the organism in Eukaryota, Fungi, Mucoromycota, Mucoromycetes, Mucorales, Mucoraceae. Gene Ontology annotation, biological process: intracellular monoatomic cation homeostasis. The record is from RefSeq and is a predicted model, not a curated record. Gene Ontology annotation, cellular component: mitochondrial inner membrane. Gene Ontology annotation, molecular function: ribosome binding. The coding region runs from base 1 to 666 and encodes 221 amino acids. The transcript has 6 exons.
AUGAGAAAGUUAAUCCCCUUUGGUAUUGUGUUCUUUAUAUUACCAGAAUCUAUUCCGUUGCUUAUCAUGUAUGCUCCUGGUAUGAUUCCAAGCACCUGUCUUACAGAACAGCAAAUUGUAAAGUUUAUAUACAUAUAUCAAAAACGUCGAGAAAAAUUAGAUAAAGUUCGACAAAAAAUGACAUUGAAUACAUUAAAAUCAUCAGAGCAAGUUGAAGGGAUUUCACCUGAAGACUUUUUGUCUCGUACCAAAUUCCUUAAGAUAGCAAAACAUUAUGGAUAUGAUUUUGAAUUAAGUCGAAUUGAUAGAAGACAUCUUUCAGCCUAUUGCAGAUUUAUGGGGCUUAAUGAUUAUGGAUUACAGUUUAUGCUUAAAAGUCGACUAGAGAAACAUAUGACAUAUAUUAAUGAAGAUGAUAAACUUCUUGUUAAAGAUAACUACGUUGAUAAAUUAAACUUGGCUGAAUUAAAGCAUGCUGUAGAAGAACGAGGAAUGAGAUCUGUAGAUGAAGAUGAAGACAAUAUGCGACGUGGAUUGAAAUAUUGGUUAUCAUUGACUCAACCUACAAAUCCUUCAGAAGCUAUUAUUCCUCCUGGUUUACUUGUCUUUAGUAGAAUCUUUCUAUUAAAUGCCAACUAUCAUAACAAGUAUCAAGAUACUGUAUGA